Molecule: messenger RNA, 804 nt
Organism: Microsporum canis CBS 113480
Lineage: Eukaryota; Fungi; Ascomycota; Eurotiomycetes; Onygenales; Arthrodermataceae
Exons: 4
Coding region: 1-804 (267 amino acids)
Source: RefSeq, a predicted model, not a curated record
AUGUCCUCUCUUCAACGAACCUACGGCGCAACGGACGAGGGCUUCUACUUUUUUCUAAUCGCAGACAUGCUGAUUGCUCCCCCAGAGGUAGUCGCAACUUGGCCGGAACCGAACUAUGUCAACCCGGAGCAUCAGGGCCCUCAUUUGAUGAUUAUUGUCAUCACUUCAUUUACCAUUUCUUCUAUUGUUGUGGGACUACGGACGCCAUUAUCGGAUUACUGGACAGACCCAUAUCGACGAAGUUGUAUCAACAAUGGCGCCCGUAUUAUCAGCGGCUCGAUUCCCCAUGUUCUUACAGAUAUCAUUAUUUGGAUGCUUCCAAUCCCAACGUUGUGUAAAAUGCAUCUUCCUGGUCGAGAGAAGGUGGUUCUUAUCAUCCUUAUGAGUUUUGGUCUUAUUGCUUGUGCAGCCUCUGUUGUACGGCUUGCCUAUACAUACGUGAUCCUUUACGUAUCGUAUGAUUCCACGUGGGUUGGGUACAAUCUUUGGUUGUGGAAUGACCUCGAGGUCAAUUUGGCGGUUAUAUGCGCAUCCGCCCCCGUGCUUCGGCCUUUGGCAAGAAUGUACUUACCGAACUGGGGAUCCAAUGUAUUUACUACAUCCGCCAAUAGCUUGCCCACGGAAGCUCAACCAUCCGGCCAGAAGCAGAUAAAUCUUGUGUUACCUGACUGGAAAGGUGACGAAGAGAGUAUACGGGAUGAGAAAAAGUUCCUUGACCUACCUCCUAUCAGCGGCCUGGAUGAGAAAAUCGACCUGAAACUUCCAGAAAAAGCACGACACCCAAUAAAACAGCAGCGUGAAUGA